AUGGAGAGCCCUAGCUAUACCAGCUGCGAUUUUCCCAUUGUUGCAAGUCACUCCAAGCUUAGCCGGAGCUUCACCGGACCUCCGUCGGACCUUCACCGAACCAAAGUCGAGGAUUGUGUUGGUGCUAUUGAUGGAACACAUAUUCGGGUCAAAGUUUCUAGUGCUGAAGCUCCGAAAUAUCGUGGGAGGAAGGAUUAUCCAACACAAAACGUGUUAGCGGCAUGCACGUUUGACUUAAAAUUCACAUACGUGUUACCUGGGUGGGAAGGAACAACAUCUGAUUCAAGAAUAAUAAAGAAUGCAUUAAGUAGACCUUAUCCUCUAAGAAUUCUAGAAGGAAAAUAUUAUCUUGUUGAUGCGGGAUUUAUGUUAAGAAGUGGACUUAUUACACCAUAUAGAGGAGAGCAAUAUCACUUGAAGGAGUAUUCAAGGAAUCCACCAACAAAUCCACGUGAAUUAUUUAAUCUUCGUCAUGCGUCAUUGCGUUGUGCCAUAGAACGAGCAUUUGGUGUUCUUAAAAAGCGUUUUCCUAUAGUGGGAAGUUCAACCGAGCCGCAUUAUGGUUUAGAAACACAUAAAGAAAUUAUUUUUGCAUGUUGUAUUUUGCAUAACUACCUAAUGGGAGUAGAUCCCGAUGAGACACUAAUUGCACAAGUUGAUGAUGAACUACGAGAUGUAGCGGGAGAAGAACAUCGUGCUAGUGGGGAGAAUAAUGAAGAAACUAUUCAAGGAGAGAUCAUUAGGGAUGCAAUAGCGAUGGAGAUGUGGCAAGAUUAUAUUGAAUGA
Molecule: messenger RNA, 786 nt
Organism: Dioscorea cayenensis subsp. rotundata (Guinea yam)
Lineage: Eukaryota; Viridiplantae; Streptophyta; Magnoliopsida; Dioscoreales; Dioscoreaceae
Product: putative nuclease HARBI1
Exons: 4
Coding region: 1-786 (261 amino acids)
Source: RefSeq, a predicted model, not a curated record